AAUCAUAACAAAAAGAAACCAAAACACAAAAAAAAACAAAACAAAAAGAUGGUCCUCUUUGCUUUAACUUCAUCUUCUUCUUCUUCAAAGCUGAAACAACAUUCACACCGGAGCUUCUCUGAGUCUCUAAUGGAAGAUAGCAUCGAAGACGCUGAAGCCAUCAUUCACCAAUGGAUUUCGCCAGACUCUUCUUCUUCUUCUUCCUCUUCUUUCUGCUGCACCUUCUCGCUUUUCUCCAACAAAAACAGAGAAGAAGCUAAACAAUUCAUGGGAGCUGUCACGACCUUACACUCCGCAAUGGUCAAGCUCAUCUCCGCAAAUCCAGCAUCAACGAAGCUUAUCAGAGCAGAGAGUCUACUAAAGACCUCCAUGAACCAUCUAUCCAAAGAGUUCUACAGAAUCCUAAAAUCAAACCGACGCUACCUCGAUCCAGAAUCCGUCUCUGCUCGCUCUCGAAACUCUUCAAGAAACGCCUCAAAAGAAGAUGAUGAUGCAGAAGCCAUGGCGGAUUUGAAGAUGAUCGCCGACUGCAUGACGUCAUCAGGAUACGGCAAAGAAUGCUUCACGAUAUACAAAAAGAUCCGUAAGUCGAUCAUCGUCGAAGCUUUGGAACAGCUCGGUUUCGAGAAUCUAACUCUCUCGCAGGUUCAGAAACUCGAGUGGCAGAGUACGGAGAAGAAGACCAGAGUAUGGUUACGAGCGGUGAGAAAAGCCGUUACGACUCUGUUUUUCGGCGAACGGAUCCUCUCCGAUCACGUCUUCUCUUCCUCAGCCGCGAUUCGUGAAUCGUCAUUCGCUGAAAUCACUCUGCAAAGUGCUUUAGCUCUGUUCUCUUUCCCGGGGAACGUGGCGAAAUCUCGGAAAACGCCUGAGAAGAUCUUCCUCACUCUCGACGUUUACCAGUCGAUCGUCGAGCUUAUGCCGAGAAUCGAAGAAGUUUUCAGUUAUGAUUCGACGUCUUCCGUCAAAUCGCAGAUCGCCGGAACCCUAGCGAACCUCGAGGAAGCGGUGGUGUCGAUGAUCGACGAGUUCGAGUCGUCGAUUUCCAACGAAUCUUCGAAAUCGGUUAUCUCCAACGGCGGAAUCCACCAGCUUACAAGAUACGUAAUGAACUACAUCGUCUUCCUCGCCGAUUACAGCGAUACGCUCGCUAACAUCAUCCCCGAAACGUCGUCGUUCGCUUCACCAGAAGAAGAUGAAUCCACGUCAUCAUCAUCAUUAUCAUCCCCGCUUGCGAAACGAAUCUCGUGGCUGAUUCUCUUCCUACUCUGCAAAAUCGACGCGAAGUCUCGUCUCUACAGCGACGUGGCUCUCUCGUACCUCUUCUUAAUCAACAAUCUCCACUACGUCGUGGUUAAGGUCCGUACGUCGAAUCUCAAGGAGGUUUUGAGCGAGGGUUGGCUGGAGAAGCACGAAGGGAAGUUGAAGAAACACGUCGCGAAAUUCGAGGAGAUCGUUUGGGGAGAGCUGAUGACGUCACUUGCGACGGCGGACGAGGAAGAAGCGGAGGAGUUCGUUAGACGGUUUAGUGACCGGUUCGAGGAAGUGUAUAAGAGGCAAACCGGUUGGGUUGUACCGGAUUCGAAACUGAGAGAUGAAAUUAAAGUCUCGGCUGCUAUGACGCUUAUACCUGCUUACACGGAGUUUUACAAAAGGUAUCGGGUCGGGUUGCGGAAGAAUGUCGGGGUUGCCCCUGAAGAUAUUGGGAAUUAUAUCUCGGAUCUGUAUUUUGGGUCGGGUGAAUCAGGGUGCGUUUCUUCUGUUCAUUCUUCGGUUUCGUAUGUUUGAUAUUAGCCAUGUUCGAAAAUUGUUAGGCGUUAUUCGUACGUUUAGAUUGGAUCUAGUGAGUUGGAAAAAAAUCAAAGUAUAUUCAGAGAUUAACCGAAGAUUUAUUUUGUGUUAUUUUAAAAUUAAAUAUUAUUAGAUGUAGUAAUAUUUCGAGUAUGUAAGCAUUGUCUAGUGGUUUGUUGGCAUUUAUUUUUUUGGCAGUCUUGGUUCGAAUAC
Molecule: messenger RNA, 2004 nt
Organism: Brassica oleracea var. oleracea
Lineage: Eukaryota; Viridiplantae; Streptophyta; Magnoliopsida; Brassicales; Brassicaceae
Product: exocyst complex component EXO70A1
Exons: 1
Coding region: 49-1788 (579 amino acids)
Biological process (GO): exocytosis
Cellular component (GO): exocyst
Molecular function (GO): phosphatidylinositol-4,5-bisphosphate binding
Source: RefSeq, a predicted model, not a curated record